Messenger RNA from Sclerotinia sclerotiorum 1980 UF-70, 1263 nucleotides. RefSeq lists its product as hypothetical. The coding region runs from base 1 to 1263 and encodes 420 amino acids. NCBI's taxonomy places the organism in Eukaryota, Fungi, Ascomycota, Leotiomycetes, Helotiales, Sclerotiniaceae. The record is from RefSeq and is a predicted model, not a curated record. The transcript has 3 exons.
AUGACUCUCUGUGAAUAUUGCAGUGCUAUCGAAUUCGAGAUGCUUCGCUGUCCAACUACCGAGGAGUUACGAUAUCUCAAUACAAAAUCUGAGGUCCCAGAUUGUUAUCCCUUCAAGUCAUUUAUUCAUAAUCGACAGGCGCCUAAGUUUAGUCUUGGCCCUCAUACUCGCAUACGACAAUCCUCAUCUACUUGUUCUUUUUGUUCAGCGAUUUGCGAUGUUGUCCCUGACCAAAAAGAGAAUCCUAUCCGUGAUCUGGACUCUUUCAAAUGUGUGGCAUCAAUGAAAUCUUUUGCUCGUAUAGUGCCUAUAGAGGCUGAGGCUUGGGAUUCUAAUCGCGAUCUUAUGUAUCUGUAUAGAAUUAGUUUAUCAUGGUAUCCAAUAGUGGAUGGAGAGGAAACUGAUGAACCGGGGAUUCACAAGACUACUGACGCUGCACCUUGGUAUUACAUCGAGGAUGCUUUCCAAACUUACAAUGGAGAGAUAUAUCAGGAGAGCAACAAUAAUGAUUUGACUCCAAUUUUCCGUCUAAUUGACGUCCGGGAGAGUAAAAUUGUGGAAUUUUAUAACGCCAAUAUUGCUUCUUUUGAGUAUGCGGCAUUAAGUUAUGUGUGGGGUGGUACUCAAAGGACACUGCUCUUAAAAUCCAACCAGCAAGCGCUCCAAAGGGCUGGAUCUCUCACAGGAUGUGUUCCAAACACUAUCCAGGACGCAAUGACAUUUUCGCAGCAACUUGGAAUCCAAUAUCUAUGGGUCGAUGCUCUUUGUAUAAUUCAAGACAGCGAUUCUGAUAAAGCCAUACAGAUUGGUACGAUGGGAACUAUUUAUGCUCAUUCAAAGCUUACUCUUAUCGCUGCUUCCGGAAAAAAUGCCGAAGCCGGCUUACCAGGAAUUCAAAAUCCUCGAAGGGGCAAACAGACGCAAAUCGACAUCUCACCAGCGGAUACUCGAAUUUCCAUGAAGCUAAUAAGAACUUUACACCCUCACAAUAAUGGCUACUCAUUCUCGCACCAGCUUGAAGAUAGUGAAUGGAGUUGGAGAGGGUGGACUUUACAAGAACGGGCAUUAUCAAGACGUAGUAUUAUUUUCACAGAUCAACAGCUUUUCUGGGCAUGCAGGAAGUGUCAUAGACUUGAAGAAACCUAUUGCGAAACUUCAUUAGCACAUGCAAGCUUCUUCAGACUCCAAGAAACAGAGUAUUUCCUUGAUACCUCACUCAGGAAUUUCUUCGUCUCAAAUGAUGUCAUCGACCAAACUUGGUGA